Didymodactylos carnosus is the source of this 375-nucleotide messenger RNA. Lineage: Eukaryota; Metazoa; Rotifera; Eurotatoria; Philodinida; Philodinidae. The record is from the annotation of a GenBank genome assembly.
AUGGGAUACCCGUUACAAUCAAUUAAUUCAAUACAAUCAUUUAUGAAUACUGAUGAUGUAUUUGACAUAUUCAAAUAUGAUUCACCAGAUUUAAUUGAAAUUAAAAAUAAAUCAUUAGUUUUAACAUAUUUAACAACAUUAUUAAGAAUAAAGCAACAAACAUUACUAAAUAAUAAUAUUAAUAAUAGUAGUCAACAACAAAUAUCUUAUGAAUUAUUAAAUAAUAAUUCAUUGUUAAAAUCAUUAAUUAGUUGGUAUGAACAAAAUGAAACGAUAAAUAUGAAUAGCAACGAUAAUAAUAAACAAUUAUUUUUAUCAUCAUUUAUUGAUAAUAUAACAAAUAAUCUUUCUAAAUCAAAAAAUAAUUAUCGAUAG